Molecule: messenger RNA, 258 nt
Organism: Heterobasidion irregulare TC 32-1
Lineage: Eukaryota; Fungi; Basidiomycota; Agaricomycetes; Russulales; Bondarzewiaceae
Product: mitochondrial import inner membrane translocase
Exons: 3
Coding region: 1-258 (85 amino acids)
Source: RefSeq, a predicted model, not a curated record
AUGGCUGAAUCGUUUGAUGAGUCCACCCAGAAAGAGCUCCAGACCUUUCUCGACCGCGAGCAGGCCCAAGCUCGCGUUCAACAAUCUAUCCACUCAUUCACUAGCAUGUGUUGGGACAAAUGUAUAACUGGGACACCGUCGACUCGUUUCUCACGUGGCGAGGAAAGCUGCCUUGUGAACUGCGUCGACCGUUUCCUGGACACCAGCUUGUUCAUGGUGAAGCAGAUCGAGCAGCAGCGCUCCAGAAUGGGUCAAUAG